Molecule: messenger RNA, 1243 nt
Organism: Arabidopsis thaliana (thale cress)
Lineage: Eukaryota; Viridiplantae; Streptophyta; Magnoliopsida; Brassicales; Brassicaceae
Gene: eEF-1Bb1
Product: translation elongation factor EF1B/ribosomal protein S6 family protein
Exons: 7
Coding region: 122-817 (231 amino acids)
Biological process (GO): translational elongation
Cellular component (GO): cytoplasmic stress granule; eukaryotic translation elongation factor 1 complex
Molecular function (GO): translation elongation factor activity
Source: RefSeq, marked reviewed
UAGAAGCUUAAAUAAGUACCUAUGAGAACUCUGCGCCAUCCUCUUCUGCCUCCUCCUUCACUCUUCAUCUUCAAAGACUGCGCCUUUUAGCUCAGUGAAAAAGGUUCGAGCUUCGGAAACUAUGGCAGCAUUCCCUAACCUUAACUCUGAUGCUGGAUUGAAGAAGCUCGACGAGCAUCUUCUCACUCGCAGUUACAUUACUGGAUACCAGGCUUCAAAGGAUGAUAUCACCGUCUUUGCAGCUCUUGCAAAGCCCCCAACUUCACAGUAUGUGAACGCUUCUCGUUGGUACAAUCACAUUGAUGCCCUCUUGAGGAUCUCUGGUGUCUCUGCUGAAGGAAGCGGUGUCAUUGUUGAGGGAUCAGCUCCUAUCACUGAGGAGGCUGUUGCUACUCCCCCUGCAGCUGAUUCUAAGGAUGCUGCGGCUGAUGAAGAAGAUGAUGAUGAUGUUGACCUUUUCGGAGAGGAGACCGAAGAGGAAAAGAAAGCUGCUGAAGAGAGAGCAGCUUCUGUCAAGGCAUCUACAAAGAAGAAGGAAUCUGGAAAGUCCUCAGUUUUGAUUGAUAUCAAACCGUGGGAUGAUGAGACUGACAUGAAGAAGCUUGAGGAAGCUGUGAAGUCCAUUCAGAUGGAAGGUUUGUUUUGGGGAGCAUCAAAGCUUGUCCCAGUUGGUUAUGGUAUCAAGAAGUUGCAGAUUUUGUGCACCAUUGUUGACGACCUUGUCUCUAUUGACACCAUGAUCGAAGAGCAACUCACUGUUGAACCGAUCAAUGAAUAUGUCCAGAGCUGUGACAUUGUUGCCUUCAACAAGAUAUGAGGAUGGAGAAAGCUUCAAGGAAUGUCUGUGUUCAUGUGGUCUGGUUCUUCUUCUUCUUCUAUAUUCAGUUUCCCAAGUUUUUGUAGACUGUUGUUUUGACUCUGUUAUGGCCUGCCAUCUCUGAUCCAUUUUGAUAUUUAAUGAAAAGUGACAAUUCAGUAUUACGUUUUCUUUGUGUAUGACCCAUUCUCUGCUUCUUCCUUCCCCUCUGUUCAUCGCUUGUAUCUCUAGAUAUGUGUUUCUUAGUGAAUCCUUAGCAAUUUUCCCUUGUAGCUCUGCCGAAUAAAGUUCAGGUUUUGAGCUAAAACUAGUAAACUAGCAAGUGAGGACUGAUAAGGGUUUGUGAUUUAGAGCAACUCAAGCUGAUAAAAUUUAUACUUAUGUAUCCAUUUUUAGCGUUAUAUAUUUGUUAAACUUGUUUCUCAA